This is a messenger RNA of Laetiporus sulphureus 93-53, 1513 nucleotides long. RefSeq lists its product as uncharacterized. The record is from RefSeq and is a predicted model, not a curated record. NCBI's taxonomy places the organism in Eukaryota, Fungi, Basidiomycota, Agaricomycetes, Polyporales, Laetiporaceae. Bases 106 to 1284 code for a protein of 392 amino acids. The transcript is spliced from 3 exons. Gene Ontology annotation, molecular function: protein binding.
CCCGAACGUGCCUCCAGACGGACGAUAUACAUGCUCUGGAGGAUGUCCCUGCUGGCCCGCUCUUCCUCAGUUCCUGCGUCACCAUAUUCUCAAUAAACAUCGAUAAUGGAGGAGCCUGCGACUCAUUCCCUGGCCAACCUCUUUUCGCCUACGUCUCAUGCUAGUACCAUACAUUCAGAGCGUCUCUCCACCGAAGCUGGUAAUGCUCAGUCGUCAAUAGCAGACAACAACCACCCAGUCACCACCAAUGCACUCGUACGGCAUCGAGACUUCUGGUUCUGCGACGGAUCCGUCGUGCUUCGCGCGGAGAACACGCUCUUCCGUGUGCACACAUCCCUGCUCUCUCGAAAGUCUCAGUUCUUCAGUGAUCUAUUCUCUAUGCCUCAGCCGGCGGUGCCUGGCGAAAAUGAUGAGAUGCUUGACGGGUGCCCGCUGCUUGUGCUGGACGACUCAGCAGAGGAUGCGGCCAAUCUGCUCAAGGCAUUGUACGACGGUCCUUGCUUCGGGAAGAACGACCGAGAGGAUUUCUGUGUCGUUUCGGGCGUGUUGAGGUUAUCGACGAAAUAUUUCGUGGAUCACCUGAGGGAGAAAGCAUUGGCACAUUUACGCGUCGCAUGGCCAUCGACGCUCAAGGGGUGGGAUGCGAGGGAGGAUCUAGCUCGAGCAUACGAAUGCCAGAGUGGAUCUCAUAGAGGACACUUAUAUCCAUCGCCAGUGGCGAUCAUUAAUCUUGCAAGAGAAAUUCAUGCACCAGAACUGCUCCCGUCAGCCUUUUACGACCUUUCACGCUACCAUUAUGCGCAAAUAUUUGAGCCAGCUGAAGAGGAGCCGUUACGGGCGCAGCCACGAGCGUAUACGCUUUCGACAACGGAUAUCCAGAAACUCACGCUGGGCAAGGAGUCGUCACAGAACGCCGUGGGCACUCUCAUUCAGAGCAUGGGCAGCGAUAUACAUCGGGAAGAGCGCACAUACGGGCACCUCUCUCACUGCACCAUGGCUUCUUGUACACAUCACCGGCGGAGGUCUUCCGGGAACGUGUGCGUCUCUGUGGCGGCAUGCCGGAAGGACUUCUCGGAGCUGGUAGACCUUGCUACGCAGCAUUACCUCUUCGAUCGGGAGCGCGGGUGCACGGACCCGCUGUAUGUGGCGGAGGAGCUGGGGCAGCUGAAGAGUGCGGAGUUCUCGGAGUGCAAGGCGUGUGCGCGGGCGCUGGAAAAGUGGGCGGCGAGGGAGCGGGAGAGGAUCUGGAAGCUUAUACCAAUGUGGUUUCGCCUUGAUCUAUGAUUCUUGCUGAUAUGCUAAACUCUGAUUGGGCAUUCCAGGUUAGCUCCACUUGUUGUUGAUGUUUGUGGUUGUGCUCGUCGGAGGAGGGCAGCGUCCGCAACUAUUUAACAAAACUAACCGAUAUCACACUUCAUCUCAUUUCUUGUGUACAUACAUUCAGCCUUCGCUAUUCUAAAUGUACCAUACAGGUCGAGAUUAAUACGAGCAAGCAGCACAAUGCAUAUUCAGC